CGGUCUCAGUUUUAGAUUGGUUUCCGUCCGAUUCGGUCGCUAAAUUCUGUUCAUUCAGUAUUGUUUUGUAUUUUUUUUAUUCGGAAAAAUUUAGGUGUCAAUGACAAGAUCCCAGAGAAAAUUCGCGAUAACCGACAAGUUUUUGCCAAGGCUCGCUAAAAACCUGUGCACCAGAAAAGGAAGCCGUCGGGCUAACACCGGGAACCGUCUGGAACACGCGGUCCUCACCCACAUCCAGCACGUGCCGUAGACUCCCACACCCGCAGCGCACCCAUCUCAUCACCAUCAUCCCAAAAGCCCCAGCUGACAACCAUGGCCCGCGGUGAUGAAUGCAAGACAGCCACUAAGGCUACUUACGCCUGCAAGCAAUUCGACGUCUCUGCUCCAGCUCCCAUCAAAAAACAAGUAAUAUCUCAAAUAAAGCCGGUUCAGCCACCCAAAAAGCCGGAGCAGAAGAACUACGGCGCCUGGGGCUCCACCUUCAAAGACAAGAAAACAUUCCUGGACAUGCAUUUCUGCUGAUUCUCCACCACACCGCUUCCUUAUCAUAUAAACGUCACCAACACAAAAUUAACUUUAGAAUUUAAUUCGCCAAAUAAUAAAUGUAUAAAUAUAUAAAUUACUAAUUUUUGGAAACAUGUUUGUGUCGUUUAAGCUUACUCUUAAUUUUUCUGGGUGGAUUGCGCUAUUUUUAUCGAUGGGAAAAUUGGAGUCAUUUUGACAUGUUUUGAUUCGCUGUGUACCUUACGUGACCACACGUUCCUCUUUGCGCGGGACAGUCCCGCUUUCAGGCUUUGUGUCCCGCUGUCUCGCAACACAAAACGUCGCGCCUUCUUAAAAAGUCGUGAAUGCCAAAGAGAUCUUAUUUUGAUCAUAAAACAUUAUGAACAAGUGAUAAAGUCAGCAUUAAAAGUAAAUUGCUAGAACGUAUAUUUUUAAAUCGAAACUGAUUUAAAAGCGACCAAUUAAAAAAAUAAAUUAAAUACUUAUUAUUAGUAGCUUAGCUAACAUGUAAAACGACCUUUUACAACAAACCUCUUUUCGUUUUUGAAUAAAAACUAGUAAUUAUAGGUACCUACCGAAUAUAUUUUGGUAACAAAGUCUGGCAGACGUGCCCCAAUGGCGAUACAAUUUUGGUCACGUUAUUUUAAACCUACCUAACGCCUUUGCAAAGCUAUGGGAUGUCAAUUUGACUGAUAAUCAAAUGGAGAUAAUUACUACAAAAAGUAUUUACGCGUAAUAUUUUUAAUUCAAAAUUGUUUUGGCUGAAAUACUAAUAUUUUGAUAUAAGAUAUAACGUUUCGAGUUAAAUUAAAUGAAAAUAUAUAAAAAAGUGCGAUUCACCUUAAUUUUCUAAUGGUGUAGGGUAUUCUCGCAUAUAAUCACAGUCAUGUAUCAUUUUAAUUAAAGUUUCAUCAUUCGCAUUAGUUUUUGUGUUACAACCUGAUGAUUUUGGACUGAGACUAAAAAUGUUGAUUGGUAGCAAGUGAAUAAAAAACGAUAGAAUUUAAUUAUUUAUUUA
This is a messenger RNA of Pararge aegeria (speckled wood butterfly), 1522 nucleotides long. RefSeq lists its product as uncharacterized. The transcript has 3 exons. The record is from RefSeq and is a predicted model, not a curated record. Lineage: Eukaryota; Metazoa; Arthropoda; Insecta; Lepidoptera; Nymphalidae. The coding region runs from base 313 to 522 and encodes 69 amino acids.